Exophiala spinifera is the source of this 2094-nucleotide messenger RNA. RefSeq lists its product as uncharacterized. Gene Ontology annotation, cellular component: nucleus. The record is from RefSeq and is a predicted model, not a curated record. Lineage: Eukaryota; Fungi; Ascomycota; Eurotiomycetes; Chaetothyriales; Herpotrichiellaceae. The transcript is spliced from 3 exons. Gene Ontology annotation, molecular function: protein binding. The coding region runs from base 1 to 2094 and encodes 697 amino acids.
AUGCCAUUCCACAUUCCUCGCCAUCAACACACCCUCUCCGACUCGUCUCCCACCUACAACAACUACUACAGCGCUGCCAGUGCCAUCUACCAGACUGGCCAAACUCUGAGCUCCGUUGGCGCGCCGCACACUCACUGGAACGACGACUCGCCCUCCACGGCCUCCGAAAGCAAGUCCUACCAGCCGCAGCCAAACACCAACGGCGAUGGCACCGUGAUUCCCUAUCGUCCGGCACCGAAUGCAUACCCUGGCACACACGCCGCCGCACCGCCCUCGUCAGACGCGCAAUCAGGUCACUAUUCACAAGGCUUGCGACGGUCCCUGACUGUCGGGCGACAAGGAGAAGCAGAACAUAUGAACAAUCAACCCGGCUCCGCGAUGGGUGACAUCCACCACUAUGGUGCGCCGCCAGCUUAUGGAGGGGAACCGCUCUCUAUCAAUAUUGAGCCUUCUACGCCCGGCCAUCCAAACAAUGUCGUGGGGAACACGAUCCCAGGCACUCUCCAGCCCGGUCUACAGAACAGACCUACAGCGCUGAACACUAGCAAUAUGGCACCGACACUCCCUACCCUGCCCCAAAUAUCGACUCAGAUGCAGCAGUCGCCUUUGUCUGCUAGGCCCAUGACCCUCAAUCACACCCACAGCUACUCGAGAUCGAGUCCUGGUGUGAUGGAUCAACCCAGAUACAAACCGUUCUCAAACACUCCUGAGCAAUCGAAGUACCCGUCCGCAACGCCUGCACAUCUCUCGAGUACCCCCCAGGGGCCGCCGUCUUAUUCUCCUCUUGGCCUGGCGGACAUCAGGCCUCGCUCCGAUACGAAUGCCACCGACAUCCCGUUCAGCCCGAAUAUCGCGCAGGAAGACGACAGUCGAGAAUACCCGCAGAACAGCAACUAUAUUGCACCUUGGCCGAUAUAUGCAGUGGACUGGUGCAAGUGGCCUCCGCGGUCAGGCGGAGCUUCGUCAGGGAAGGUGGCCAUAGGAAGUUAUUUGGAAGAUAACCACAAUUAUAUACAAAUUCUAGAGACCCAACGAACACAGGUCGACCCAGAAAACCCCCACGGUGAGAGAGGGCUGGAGUUUAUCAAAACUGCGGAGGCCACACAUGCAUAUCCGGUAACUCGAAUACUAUGGGAGCCACCUUCUUCGAACAAGCAGACGACUGAUUUGCUCGCGACAUCCGGCGACCACCUGAGAUUGUGGUCUUUACCAAACGACCAGCAUGGAUACCAAUCCAAUUCAAUUAACCGUCCGCCAAAUGGGAAAACACCUCCACCACAAAAGCUGUCGCCUCUAGCCCUUUUGUCGAACUCCAAAUCCCCUGAACAUACUGCUCCAAUCACCUCUCUGGACUGGAAUGUGGUUCAGCCAUCAUUGAUUAUCACCUCAUCAAUUGACACGACUUGCACAAUUUGGGAUAUUCCUACCCUGACGGCCAAAACACAACUCAUUGCCCACGACAAGGAGGUCUAUGAUGUUCGCUUCUGUGCUAAUAGCGUUGAUGUGUUUGUGUCGUGCGGCGCCGAUGGAAGCGUCCGUAUGUUUGACUUACGAAGCCUUGAACAUAGUACAAUCAUCUACGAGCCGAGUGAAAAGCAACAAGAAAAGAACUCACAACUGUCUGACCCCCUUUCAACGUCUCCGACACGGGGCCCUGGGUCUCAAACGCUCUCCUUCCCACCUCCGCUUCUGCGUAUUGCCGCUUCACCUCAUGAUACUCAUCUCCUUGCUACCUUUUCUCAAGAUUCGAACGUCAUUCGCGUACUGGACGUGCGGCAACCUGGCCAGGCUUUACUUGAGCUGAAAGGGCAUAGUGCUCCUGUAAACUGCGUGGAAUGGAGCAAUACGCAGCGGGGCUUACUUGCUUCGGGCGGCGACGAUUGCUGCGUAUUGCUAUGGGAUCUUUUGGGUUCAGCGGGCAAUCUUCCCACGGGCGUCCCAACAGGGGCUUCUGGAGGUGGCGGUACGGCUCAAGAGCGUGGACCCUCGGCAGUGUGGGAGUCACGGUACGAGGUGGCCAAUUUGAGCUGGGCACCGACUAUGGGAACUCUCGGUGUCUGCGGCGGAAAGGGGUUCUGGGGCGUACAGCUAUAG